AUCUCUUUUGCCCUUAAUUAAAUAUACACAGCUAUCCAUCCAUUCCAGAAUACACACAGUCCCCAUCCGUGAUCCCGAAAUAGGAGCUAGUUGUACACUCAUUUCCUGCGUUCCUUCUUCUUCCUCCCAUUCUCCACUGGAUCGGACUUAGAUCAGCCUUCGCUCGUCUUCCUCCAUGUCUAUGAUCUGAAUCUAUCUCACCGUUAGCUCAUCACCGUCGUCGUCUACCAUAACAUCGAGAGUCAAAUCGCCAUCGUGUUCCUGUCCAGCCAUGUCUCAGCUAAGGCCAUCAUACCAUCCUCUACCCCCGAAACCGUGUAUGAAUCAAAUUCUUCUCUCACGACCAGCCUCCUAUUAGACGGACCAUCCUGAAGAUGGACGAUAUCACUAAGAUGAUGACGGAACAAACUUUAUAUGUCAUGGAUUUCCAUAAACCUUACUUAACUGCUAUGGUUGAGAAGGACUAUAAAGGCAUCGGGGGAGGCUAUAAAAAUGAGGUAUUCUAUUUCAUCCUAUUCAUCCAUAUGGAUCUUUCCUUCUGGUGUGUUCACAUUAAUGUGAAAACUGGUAGAGUUCAUGGUUUGACAGAUAUUAAUGUAACAAAGAGCUUUGUUGCUGAGAAAGAAAAGGUUAGCAGUGGUGCAAAGACCAAUGUACUGAGCGCGUCGGUCGCAGGAUGAGAUACACGCGCGCGAAGAUGGAUGGAAGAAUCAAUGAAGUUGAGAGGAAUUUAACGGAAGUAGGAAGAAAUCAACGCGAAUGCAAGCUAGUUUUGAUAACAUGGCGGCGAAUAUAGCAACAAGUAUGGCCGCUGAUAUGCGCUAAUUAGUAGUGCUUAAGUGUAUGUUUUUAUGUUGAAUUUGUUUGAUUGUUUAUCGUUUUAUUUAGUUUAUAAACAUUAGUGUGAUUUUAGUUGUAAUUGUAUUUUAAUCUUCUUUUGUAAGUUGUAAACUAGAAUUAGGAAUCAUGGUGUUGAAAAGGAGGACUUUGAAGUGAAGAAAAAGGAGGUUGGACUGUCCAGGAGCUAAAACCCGACCGGGUAUGACACUUGACCCGGUCGGGUAUGAUUUAACAGACGAAAUUGCCUGGAAAAUCACUGGACCCGGUCGGUUCUCCUACUUGACCCGGUCGGGUCAGAUGUGACCCGAGACAAAACAACGUGCUAAAGAUCACAAGAACGUGGAGGAUAUCUUAUUUUGGCCGGACCCGGUCGGGUAAGUACUAUACCCGGUCGGGUACCCGGCCAAAGGUGUUGAAAAACACCUAUAAAUAGCACACUUUUUCUACUCUAAAAAGCAUCUCUUCUUCCAUACUCUUAAGCUCAGUUUAGAAUAGCAUCUCUUUAUAUUUUUCUAGCUAUGUUUAGUCUCCAAAUGAGGAGCUAAACUUCCAAUUCUU
Messenger RNA from Cuscuta europaea, 1398 nucleotides. The record is from the annotation of a GenBank genome assembly. NCBI's taxonomy places the organism in Eukaryota, Viridiplantae, Streptophyta, Magnoliopsida, Solanales, Convolvulaceae.